GAUUCGUAAUCUAUAAAAGCUGAAUGUAAAAGACCGACCUUGCGUAAUGUCAGUAGAUCGCUUUAACUCAUCGGUUAAUGAAAGUUUUGGAAAAUUAAACAAAAUGAAAGUGAUUAUUAUUCUGAUGUUCGUGACCCUCGUUGCUGCCCAACAAAGACAAUACACAAAUAAAUUUGAUGGCGUGGAUGUUGACAGUGUACUUACUAAUAACCGCAUUUUAAAUAAUUAUAUUAAAUGCUUGAUGGAAAAAGGACCUUGUACUGCUGAAGGACGAGAACUCAAAAAAUUGCUUCCAGAUGCUCUUCAAACCGAUUGCUCCAAAUGUACUGAAACACAAAAGAGGAAUUCUCAAAAAGUCAUCAAUUUUCUUCGCGUCAAUAAACCAGGAGAGUGGAAACUUCUUUUAGACAAAUACGAUGCCAAAGGCAUUUACAGAAGUAAAUAUGAAAAACAGGGAUAAAUUUUCUUUUGACAAAAAAAAUACAUAUAUAAAUGUUUAUAAAUAUAAUUCGAAUAAUUAUUAAUUUUUCAAUGAUCAUAACAAAAUUUUGCAAAACAUACUUCAUACUAUAUUUAUACGCAUGUACAAAAUGAAAAGAAUUUAAUAAAAAUUAUUAAUAUUGAAAAAAUGUUAAUUUGAUUGUAUUUUUAAAUAAGAAUAUUGUCAUUUAUUUCAGUAAAUAAUAUAUUAUUUUGAUAAACAAAAAUUUUAAAAACAAAACAUCUAAAUAAUUCAAAUACAAAUUUAAGCCAAAAUAUAAU
Molecule: messenger RNA, 762 nt
Organism: Teleopsis dalmanni
Lineage: Eukaryota; Metazoa; Arthropoda; Insecta; Diptera; Diopsidae
Product: ejaculatory bulb-specific protein 3-like
Exons: 3
Coding region: 47-460 (137 amino acids)
Source: RefSeq, a predicted model, not a curated record